Megachile rotundata (alfalfa leafcutting bee) is the source of this 852-nucleotide messenger RNA. RefSeq lists its product as uncharacterized. The record is from RefSeq and is a predicted model, not a curated record. Gene Ontology annotation, cellular component: nucleus. NCBI's taxonomy places the organism in Eukaryota, Metazoa, Arthropoda, Insecta, Hymenoptera, Megachilidae. Gene Ontology annotation, molecular function: zinc ion binding.
AUGGAUCAUUUGAAGAAACAUAGGGAGUCGCACACCGUUGAACAACCAUAUUCGUGUAGUCAUUGCAGCUCUUGUUUCAAGUCCUUUGCAGAGGCUGUGCUUCAUUGGAAAGAGCAUCCGAGAAUAUUCAAAGUAUUGGUAGCGUUUCUCUGUGAAAUAUGUGAUAGAGACGUUAAAGAAUUGUCCCUUCUAUACAAGCAUAAACAAAAGAGACAUCAACCGAUGCCUAGAAAAUCAGAGAAAGGUGAAAAAAAAUUUGCUUGUGAACUUUGCGGAAAUAUUUUUGUAACUAUCGAAGAAUUUAAAGAACAUGGAAAAUAUAGAUGCUCCAAGUUCCCGUGCGAUAUUUGUGGUAGUCUUCUACCAACUGCAAAUUCUUUAAACGCGCAUAAAAGAAGACAUAGCGGAUUGAGACCGUACGUUUGUAAUAUCUGUGGUAAGAGUUAUACUCAAUCUAGUCAUAUGUGGACACACAAAAGAUUCCAUAUGGGAGUAAAACCAUAUGCUUGCGAGUAUUGCGAUCAAAGAUUCACGAUAAAGCCAGAUUUGGCAGAUCACACCAGGAAGAAACAUACUAGGGAACGACCAUUUAAAUGCGAUGUUUGUAACAAAGCUUUUCUAACUGGUUCUGUCUUUUAUCAACAUCGACUUAUCCACAGAGGAGAUCGCAGAUACAAGUGCCAUUAUUGCGAAAAAGCAUUUACGAGAACCGAAGCUUUAAAUAAUCAUAUAAAAAUUCAUACUGGAGAAAAACCGCAUUCCUGUGAUGUUUGUGGAAGAUGCUUCAGACAAAAAGGGGACAUGAGAAAACACAGGCGUACACAGCAUACUGCUAAAGAAGAUACAAAGUAA